Molecule: messenger RNA, 2352 nt
Organism: Malassezia vespertilionis
Lineage: Eukaryota; Fungi; Basidiomycota; Malasseziomycetes; Malasseziales; Malasseziaceae
Gene: CEX1
Product: Nuclear aminoacylation-dependent tRNA export pathway component
Exons: 1
Coding region: 1-2352 (783 amino acids)
Biological process (GO): protein phosphorylation; tRNA export from nucleus
Cellular component (GO): cytoplasm
Molecular function (GO): ATP binding; protein kinase activity
Source: RefSeq, a predicted model, not a curated record
AUGGACUAUUUCCGGCAGCUCUCUUCCGCGCUCGCAAAAGGAAUCAACCCUCUACCUGGCUAUUCUAUUGGGGAUCCAGUACUUUCCUAUGAUGGAAAAAGCAUAUGGAAGCUACAUGACGGUGUCCGCAAGGAAGACCAAGUGUCAGUAAGCAUCUUUCUGCUGGACACGUCGCAUGCCUCGCCGGCGCAGAUUGCCAUGGCGCAGCAUGCGGUCCGCAAAUUGCGUUCAGUCCGGUUCCCACAUGUGCUUAAAUUUCUAGAGACGUCUGAGGCACAAGGUGUAAUCUAUCUCGCUGUGGAGCGAGUCACGCCGUUAGCAACAAUACUGGAUGCAUGGCGCAAUGGUAAGCCGAAAAACUUGUCCAGCACUGCGUGGAUUGCAUGGGGAAUAAACCAACUUGCAAGUGCCGCGGCAUUUCUGAAUGAGCAAGUACAUUCCGUGCAUGGCAACAUCCAUCGGAACAGCGUAUUUAUCUCUCCUGGAGGCGAAUGGCUCUUGGGCGGGUUCGAGACGCUAUCGACGGUGGACGAGAUGGAUUGGUUAGCACAAUAUGGAAGUGAGACACCCAGUGCACAGGAAAAUCUUCCGCCAGAGCUGCAAUAUGGAUGGCGACGUAUUGCGCCAGACCCAAUCCAUGCCAUAGAUAGCUAUGCUAUCGGCGCAUUGGCUGUGGAAGCAUUCAACAAUAAAUUCCCGGCAGACCUCACCAAUUUUUCCGCUGGGCGUAUUCCAUCCUCUUUGCACCCCCUGCUUAAGCGAAUGCUGCUUCCGACCCCGGCAGCAAGGCUUUCUUCAGCCGAGCUCGUCGCUGCAGGAGCACAUCCCAAUGGAUUUUUGCAGAGUAAUGAAUUGACACGCGCAGGCACUCUUAUGGAAGAGUUCCGUGUAGCCGAUGCCUUCCGCAAGGAGGGAAUUUUGAUCGAAUUAGAAGAACUACAAACCCGUAUUGCCCCGUCGUUUGUGCAGUACAGGGUGCUUCCUAUUCUCGUGGAGGCGUUUUGCAGCACGCCUUCUGGGCACGGUGGUAUGGGAGCUUUGGACCUUUCUACGCGUGUUUUGCUCCCAUUGAUGCUCGGUCUAGCAAAGGAACUGUCUACGCAGGAAUGGACGCAAGCACUAGGUCCGACUAUCUUUGGUGCAUAUACUACACCGUACCCAAGCUUGCGUGCCGCGUUACUGGUUGGUCUGCCCAUAUACAAGAACCAUCUUGACGCGAAGACGGUGGGUGCACGGAUUUGGCCGGCCAUGACUACAUGGUUUGACGACCGGAAUGAGGCAGUUCGUGGCGCUGUUCUUACGUCAAUACCUAUCCUGCUUCCGCACCUGAGCGAGCGCGUCCUGAACAACGAUCUGCUCCGUCUGCUGGCGAAAACACAACAGGAUUCUACACCCUUGCUCCGCAUCCAAACUACUGAAUUACUGGGAAAGAUCACACCCCACCUUACUGCAGCCACCCGCGCAAAUGUACUUGUUCCCGCCUUUUCUCGCAGUCUCAAAGAUACGUACGAACAGGCGCGGCUAGCGGGUGUCGAAGCGUUUGCACAAAAUGAAGAGAGCUUUGACGGAGAAGCGUCCGCAAAAAGUGUUCUUCCAGCAUUGGCGCCAUACCUUGUGGACAAGAAUAAAGAGGUGCGGGAAAAAGCACACAACACGCUUCAGCAGUAUAUGGGAAAAGCUCUAUCGCAUGCCGCCACGUUGUCUACUGUAGAGAGCGAAUUACCUGCGCCAACAGAGAUGGCGGGUCAUACUCGAACCAGAUACACACGGACGGACACCGCAAGUCGCUCUGCAUUCUCAUCGUUCUGGUCCGUCGCAGCUGGAAAUGCAGCUUCCGCUCUGGGCGAUUGGGCACUCGCGCAGAUUGAUGCUGAUGAAGCGGCGUUACAAACUGCCAAAGCGCCCGAGGUGCUUACACCGCAAGGACAACAGCCAGAACCAGCCCCUUUGCCUCUGCUAGAGCAGAGACCAGCAGACCAUGGCAUGUCCCUCGGAAAGAAAUCGGUUCAAGACACUAUUGUGCCGGAUGCAUUUCAAACACAGCGCGAUCGACCGGUGCUACAAGUGCCAAAACUUGCCACAACCAAGCUGACACCAGCGGCACAUCCAAAGCCCCCUGCAGCGACAACCAUGCCCACUGUUCGACCCAUGGCACCGCCACAACCGGCUUCCACACUAGCUGCAGCGACAAGGAGUGCGCCUACGGCUUCCCCAGCCGUACCGACACCAAAAUCGACCACCCCGUUGCCUACACCCAAACCUGGACUUUCGAAAGAGGAAAAGAUGGCGCAAUUACAAAAACUACGAGAAGAACGCCGUACGGUGCGUAAUACACAAUUUACUAACCUAUAG